AAUAGCGGUACUAUAUUUAUCGCCAUAUUUGUGAUGGCGACCGAUAUUUAUAGAUCGUAAGGGUGUUGUUAUUCAAUAAAUAAAUGCAUUAAAAAUGGAGGAGACGAAAGUUAUUUAUUACAUAGACGAUGAAGAAACGCCGUACCUAGUGAAAAUACCUAUCUCACCGGAGAAAGUGACUUUGUUGGACUUCAAAAACCAGUUGAAUCGACCGAACUAUAAGUUUUUCUUUAAAUCCAUGGACGAUGAUUUCGGUGUUGUUAAAGAGGAAAUUGUUGACGAUAACGCUCAUUUACCGUGUUUUAACGGUCGUGUAGUGUCGUGGCUAGUGUCUGCCGAGGGCUCGAACCCUUCGGACGGAGCUUCACAGUGUACUGAUAGCAAUGCAGGGAAAGGCAAACAAACUCACGGGGCUCCGGCGCCCGUCACCCGGGACACCUGCACCGAUACGGACAGCACCAUCAGCUCCCGUCCCGGCCACAGAGCGUCCUGCGACAAGUAUAAAUACCGUGGAUUACGGAUAAACGGCCACUCAAAAUAUGGCAACCAUGGGUUGGAAUACGAGACAGCUUCCGUGCUCAGUUCUGACUUAGACUCCACAAGUUUGUUCGACAGCCAGUCAGAAAUCACCACGACGACUGGGAGGCACACUAACGCCUCCGUAGACCGAGCCCUGACUGAAUGCAGCAGUGUUUCUCACCUGCAAGUGAGUUCUCGUAAAAGGCCACAAAGGAGACGAAAGAGGCCGCAAGUCAUGUCUAGAACCUCCUCCUAUUCAUCUAUAACUGACUCUACGAUGUCUAUGCACAUUAUCACGGUGACUCUGAACAUGGAUACUGUGAAUUUCCUGGGUAUAUCUAUAGUUGGCCAGUCAAAUAAGGGUGGAGACGGUGGAAUAUAUGUUGGCAGCAUUAUGAAAGGAGGUGCUGUGGCUCUGGAUGGGAGGAUAGAGCCGGGAGACAUGAUAUUACAGGUGAACGACGUGAACUUUGAAGACAUGACGAAUGAUGAGGCGGUGCGCGUGCUCCGCGAGGUGGUGCAGAAGCCGGGGCCCAUCAAGCUGGUGGUCGCCAAGUGCUGGGACCCCAACCCUAAGGGGUACUUCACUAUUCCUAGAACAGAGCCUGUGAGGCCUAUUGAUCCAGGCGCAUGGGUAGCUCACACCCAAGCCCUACGCGAGGCCUACCCGCCGCCCCCUCCAUCGCUCUCCGCGCUCCCGGUAUCGUCAGUAUCGGAGCGCGGGGCUUCGGACGCGUCGACGCUGCCGGCGGGAGCGUUGGAGCCCCAGCUCUCUGUCAAUAUGGACAUGGCUAUUGUGGUUAGGGCUAUGCUGAGGCCUGAAUCGGGCCUAGAAAUCCGCGACCGCAUGUGGCUCAAAAUAACUAUACCGAACGCGUUCAUCGGCGCCGACGUGGUGGACUGGAUCCUGCAGCACGUCGCCGGCAUCGCGGACCGACGCGACGCCAGGAAGUACGCCUCGCACAUGCUCAAGGCGGGCUUCAUCCGUCACACGGUGAACAAGAUAACGUUCUCGGAGCAGUGCUACUACGUGGCGGGCGAGCUGUGCGCGCAGCUGGCGGCGCUGCGCCUGCGCGGGACUGACGCGGACAGUGUGCUGAGUGACACUCUCGCGCCGCUGCCUAACCCCAACAUAAUGGGUCCCGGCUACAUGCCGUACGCGGGCUCGUACGGCUACCAGCCGAUACCCUUCAAGUACUCCUCCUGCGUCAACAGCGAACACACUGUAUAUGGCUACAACCGCGAGGAGAGCGUGGUGUCGGGCAGCGGGGGCUCCAGCGGCGGCUCCGAGCGCCUCACGGCCAAGGAGCGGGAGCCCGAGCGCAAGUCCACCUCCUCCUCCUCCUCCGCCGCGCCCGAGCCCGUGCCCGAGCCGGACCGGCCCGUGCUCUUCCUAUAACGGAGCGUAUUUUGAGGUGUGCCCUCUGAAAACUGCCAAAAAUCGUGACGUAUAUAAUAUAUUAUAUUAUUCGAUACGUCUUAGAGGAUGCGGCUGACUUCUGACGCAGCUGGGUAAAGAAGGUAUUUAAAACGGUACUAUAGGCUUUUUAAUUAAUUUAUUGUUGAAGAAAUGAACAUUUUGAUAAAAUAUGACGGUUUUUGUGUAUAAAAAUAGGUAUGCAAAUGUGUUAUUUUGAGAAUUUCAGUAUUGUAUUUCAAAUUGUUAAUUUUUAAUCGACUUUCUAAAAAGGGGGUUCUCAAUUCGCAUGUUUUUUGAGAAAUCAGUAAAUUGUUUGAAUAAGCACUAUUAUUUUAUAUAAAAAAUAUCAGGUAUAAGUUGUAUACCUACAUAUUUUUAUACCCAAUUACUGAAAUGUAUCCGCCAUAACUGCACAAAUGUCUCAAAAACGACUUCCAUUUUUUAAGUCUGGAAGUCGAUGUCUAAAACUGAAAUAGUGUUAACAAUUGUAACUCAAUGUCGAAAAGCGACUUCAAGAUUUUUUGAAGUCUGGAAGUCGGCGGCCAGUCGCAGCCCACGGUAAAGCUAAUCAUGAUACUAGACCGCCAUAUAAUUUUAGUCUUAUGUAUAUUAUUAGUUUAAGUGUAAAUAUCUAAUUGUAACACCCUAUAUAUAACUUAAAAAACUAAAAUAAUACACUUUUUAGAGAUAGGAACGAGAGUGGCAAUAAUUUAAACACCCUGUUUUAACCGAUUGUCGAAACAAAAAGAUGGUAAUGCUUUUUGUUUAGGUACUAAUAUUACAAAACUGAAGAGUUUGCUUAAACCCGCUAAACCCGGGAACUACUAAAUCGUUUUGAAAAUAUCUUCCUGUGCCAGUUCAGUAGAUAGCUCAUUUAUCGAGGAACGCUGGUGACUUUUUAUCCGAUGAUAAAGACGACGACUAAUAUAAUGAAGAGGAUUUUUUUGUUGAUUUGUAAAGGCUCCGAAACUACUCCGAACCCAUUUGAAAAUGUAAAACUCUUGUGUGUGAAAACUCUUUCACUGUUGGUUCGCUACACUCUUCCCGAGUAACAUAGGCUAUACUUUAUCCCUGUACGGACAGUGGCUACCACGGGACGCGGGCGACAUCAGUUAUAUGUAAUUUCAUUCAUCAUCAUUUCACAUAAAAAAUUACUACUAAAUUAUUUCUCAAUAACAUCAAAAUUGGUUUCAGAGAUCAAUCAAUAUUACAUGCAUACAAACUGUGAAAUUAGUAAAAUUGCAAAACGACGGCCAUAUUAAUUUAAGUUUUAUGACGCUCAAGUUCACGUAAAUAUCAGUUUUUCUUAAUACAACUGUUUUCUUUGAAAAUUGAACGUGAAAAUACACACGUUUAUGUCGUAAGUGAAAAUGGGAAUUAAAAUCACUACCACUCGUUCUUAUCUCUAAAAAGUGUAAUAAUAUUAAAUAAAAAACGAUAAAACUACGCUAAGUAAUAUAUUAAAACAGUAACACCAUUUAACUAUUACGAUAACCGAACCAUUUUCAGUUGUCAAAUCGCUGAUAUGACGUAAGCAAGUAUACGGCUGGUUAUGGUUUAGUUAUCGUUAUAGUUAAAUGGUGUAAUUGGCUCUUAGUGUCAUUUAUUAUAAACAAAUUGGCACUAAAAAUACUUUGAUUCUAUUGGUCGAAAAUUGUAUUGUCGUCUUUUUCCAACCCAGUGAGAAUGACAAAGUCAGAUAUAUAUUUUUUAAUGUGUUAAGACUAUAUACUCUAUUUGAGUAGGUACUAAAAUAAAGGUAAAAAUCUUGAUAGGAUGUUACACAAAUACAUAUUCAACAAAUCAUUGAACAUCUUUGACAGUAGUUACGGGUAGUCAGAAGCCAGUAAGUCUGACAACCAGUCUUACCAAGGGCUAUUGGUUUGCUCGGGUAACUGUGUUGAGGAGGUCAGAUAGGCAGUCGCUCCUUGUGGCACACUGGUACUCAGCUGCAUCCGGUUAGACUGGAAGCCGACACCAACAUAUUAUUGUAUUUACAUUGUUUUUUAACCGUAUAUUAUUUUUAAACUGAGUUUUCAAAUAAAAAGUAAUAUCAAGACUUUUACCAGUUAAGAGCCUACUUAAAUGGAUUAUAUUUACUUUAAAAAAACUAAACCUUUUUUUGAGUUUUUGAAAAAAAAUUGACAGCUGUCAAAAUAGCAUUGCAUCUCUGUCUGUUGUUCUAUAUAAAAGUGAGACGGCAAUACAUUUGAUUGACCAAUAGGAUUAGAGUGAAAGUAUGAGAUUUUCGGCCAUAAGCCAUCAUAUAUGUACGUAUUUAUAUAUGAAAUUAAUUGUGGUUCUAUGCUUGUACUAGAAGGGAUAUACGUUUUUUGUUUUGUUUGAAUAAAAAAAACUUUGCAAUGUGUACUAUAUAUUUGUGUGGGUACAUGUUAAAAAGGAAAAAAAAAACAGACAAAUAUUACUUUUCAACCGACCUCCCAAAAAAGAGAAGGUUUUUCAAAAUAUUUUUGAAGUUCGGUCUUGAAGGUAGGUAGGAAGGUAACUAACUAUUGAAAAAUCGUCUUAAAAACAACAAAAAUAAAUAUUACACAUUGCAGUAAAAUUAUUUUACAAAUAUUGUUUCAAGCCCGUUGUUUUAUCGACCGUCGCGACUAACAGCCGAUCCCAAUAUUCUGUCUAUCUGUUAUUUUGUAUACAUACAGUGCAGCCACCGACACAUUCACACUAUGUGCAUAUACACCAACACACAUUCGUGAAAUUAAACGUUUAUACUGUAAUAUUAGUUCCGUGCAUCGGAGAGCACGUUAAUAUCGGUGGUGCUUGUGAUCUCUCUCCGGUGGUGUCGGGUUGCCGUCCCAUCGCGGGCAAAGAGUGAAGGAAUACUGAGUGCACCGCAAUACAAGCUAAUGUGCCUGCACUAUAAUAUGUCCUGCGCAGCUGGCUAAUCUCCUUAUAUGAGAACAGCCGCCGUGGCUGAAAUCGACCGUGGACGCCAUUAUUUUAUUAUUAGUUCGCGACGGUCAGACGGUUAUGUAUGAAUCUGUGUUACUAUUCAGAGAUUGGUACAAUAUAUUUACUUCAGCUAAUUAUCUGAUCUAGUGAAUAAAAAUUAUGAAGAAAAUGAUCGAUUCAAUUUUUUUUUGGUAAAAAUUUGCAAUUAUCUAAAAAGUGAUGAUUUAAGACAAUGAUUUUAAAGCAGCAUCAUCAUUAUUAGUUUUUCCCCAACUAUGCUGGGGUCGUCUUCCAGUCUAACUUCUAUACGGAUCACUAAAAAUCAUGAUUAAUCAAUCACUUGCAGUAAAAGUAAAUAUACUUUACCAAUUUCUAACUACAGAUUUUUUUCUAAUGUACCAUUUUAUUUUUUUAAUAACGAAUGAGAUUUGACCAUGGAGAACAAAAUGACUAGCGGAGAUGUCAUAACGCAAAGUCUCCUAAGAAAGUAGCGCGACAACAUGCGGGGCGAGUGACGACGAACGUUACUAGCGCAGCAUUAUUUUCUAAAUAAAAUCAUCAACCAAUCAAGACCAGUCUUUGACAGAUUGGUUUUGAUUAGACAAGAAGCCCGAACGCCUCGUUAAUUGUAGUAAGUGAUCCCGGCUACCGCACGUUGCUUGAGCUACAAGAAGGCGCGUGACCUACCUGCCUUAUGCGAUCUCCGCUAUCUUUCCUUCCUCCGUGGUAGGAUCAUGUAUUUAGGGGCACAGAAGAAAAAGCAUUUGUAUACGUAGAUACAUUAGGAAUGUAAUAAAAUGAGGGUAAACGCAUACUGUACGUAAUUUAUUUAAAAAAUAACUGAAAAACCAUGUAAUCGGAAGAUUUUAAUAAAUUAUAUAUAAUUGUAUGUAUUGAUAACUUAGCUGUUUGUAGCCUUUACGGCCGAAAAUGCAGCUGUUGCGUUCGCUUGCGAUUUUUUUGUCGCUGCGUUUAGUCGCAGUUACAAAUCGCUGUCGCAACGCUUUUUACAGUAUUUAGAAAUGUUUUUUUUUAAUUGUUGGCAACUAUUUUGUAUUGAAACUAUGUAAUGUUAAUCUCGCUUCGGUCUCUCCUACUAGGAAGUAGGGAGAACUAUUUUGUAUAUUUCAUUGAAUAAUUUAUUUGGACAUAUCAUAUAAAAAUGUUUAUUGCUAAAACUUAGAACAAAAUGUAUUUUUAACUAUUGAUUUUUUAAAACUACAAUGACGUUAUUCGUACAGACUUUACCAAAGCGAAGUUUUUUACCAACCAAUAGAAUUUUCCGCUCAUAGAUAUAUGUUACAGCCAUCUAGCCAUAGUGAUUAAAUAAAUAUUAUACAUAAUGACUGGUCAUUAUAUACAAUACCCAAAUUGUGUAGAAAAUGUGAUAAUAAUCACUUUAUCUGGUCAUUCAUAAUAGAUGGUCAAAGUGAGUCAAAGUAAAAUAUAUUUUAUAACCAACUUACUUUUGACUAAUUCUUAAAAACGGCUCAAGUUAAUAUCGACUUUUUUAUGAUAAAUCAUCAAAUGACUCCUCCCGCUGUGGGUUAGCAGCGUGAGGGAGUGUCAGACUGUUAGUGAUUUAAACCCACUGGGGUUGCUGAAUCUAUAUACUAUUGAGCGGGCUGCGGGAUUGUUCGCGCUCAUUACCGCGGCGCUAGUACAUGGCGGGCUUAAGAAGGAACAUGGCGGGUUUAGUCAGUAAGAGUCUGACACUCCCGAGCGCUGCACCACAGCGGGAGCCGACAUUUGAUGAUUUCCCAAAAAAAGGGAAACUACUGAAUAUUUAAAUAACGAAAUUCUAUUGGUUGUUUAAAAAUAUUUUUUGAUAGAAUCUGGGCUUAAAACGACAAAUUACAAAGUUUUUUUUUUUUAAUAAAUGUAAACUUGAGCGUACUAUUUGCGAUUCAUAUUAUAAUUUUGAUAGCGUCUUUUUAUCAGUUUGACAGUCACAAUAUGAACAUAGGUGCGAAAAAUGUAUAAUACUCUGAUUGAAGCAUUUAUUUUGAAGUUUAUAUUGGCAAAAAUAGCAAUACAAUAAAUUUCACUGUUUCCUACGGUUUCACUCGCAUCAAUUCAACUUUAUGCUGAAAUUAAUUCAUAAUGAUAAAGAUUACGAACAUAAAACUAUAUAAUAUACAAACCUUUCUCAGUAAUCCCUCGAUCUAUUGGUGGGAACAGCAUCAAAAUUAGCUCAGUAGUUUGAGGUGAUUGCAAAUAAACACAGACUUUGUAGUUGGCUAUUUCUGUCAAUAUAAAAUAUUAUAUUGAUUAAAAACGUAUUAAGUCGUUUUGGCAGCUUAUUGAACAAAAUGCAGUCGAUAAGAAGUUUGAUAUCAAAGUUUUCAAUGAUUUUUGAAUUGAAAAUAUAAGUAGGUACAUACUUAUGCCAAAAUCCUGGAGCACAUUGUUAUAGAUAGACAAUAGCAUAACAUACUUAAUUAAAUAAAUUUAAAAAAUCAACAAAUGCAUGCAAUAUUUUUAUUUAUUACUAGCUGAUCCCGCGAACUUCGUAUCGUUUAGGUAAACCUUCCCUGGACCUCUACAAACAUUUUAAAACCAAAAUCAGCUCAAUCGGCCCAGCCGUUCUCGAGUUUUAAUCAGACUAACGAACAACAAUUCAUUUUUAUUUAUAUAGAUAGAUUUAAAAUAUUUUCAAUUCAAAAAUCGCUCAAAAUUAUAGAUUUUUCAACUCGGAGAAUACUGCCAAAGGUAUCAGUUUCUAACCGACUUCCCAAAAAGGAGGUUCUCAAUUUGGUUGUUUGUAUGUUUUUAGUGAAUAUUGUUCAAAAACAUUUAGUUGUGAUAUCGGCAGCCUGAGUUAUAUUUCUUUACAACUAUUUCGUGUAUAUUAUUAAAAUAUAAUAGCAAUGAUUAUUAUUUUUAUAUUAUUAUUAUUUGGAAGGAGCUAUUUAAUGUUCACAAUGUGUAAUUUGAAUAAAAGAUAGCAUUUUGUAAGUGA
Molecule: messenger RNA, 7817 nt
Organism: Helicoverpa zea (corn earworm)
Lineage: Eukaryota; Metazoa; Arthropoda; Insecta; Lepidoptera; Noctuidae
Gene: dsh
Product: segment polarity protein dishevelled homolog DVL-3
Exons: 8
Coding region: 95-1918 (607 amino acids)
Biological process (GO): intracellular signal transduction; canonical Wnt signaling pathway
Cellular component (GO): cytosol
Molecular function (GO): frizzled binding
Source: RefSeq, a predicted model, not a curated record